AUGGUUCGGACGAACGGCGCCCCCCAAUAUUCUUCAGAAACAGAGAGCAGAUGUCUCCUGGAGUCAGAGCUGCGAGGACUGUUGCGAAAAAGAAUCAUGAUCUUGGACGGGGGCAUGGGAACCAUGAUCCAGCAGCAGGAGCUACAAGAGGAGGAUUUCCGGGGUGAUGAAUUUAAAGAGCACAAGUUUCCUCUUAAAGGAAACAAUGACCUGCUCGGUAUCACAAAGCCCGAUAUCAUCUACAAAAUUCAUAAGGAAUAUCUACAGGCUGGUGCGGACAUUAUUGAGACCAACACAUUUAGCAGCACGUCUGUGGCUCAGGCCGAUUAUGGACUCGCGCACAUGGCUUAUCGUCUUAACAGAGCAUCAGCAGAGCUUGCAAGAAGAGCAGCUGAUGAUGUCACCAAAGAAACUGGAUGUAAGCGGUACGUGGCUGGGGCAGUUGGACCAACCAAUAAAACUCUGUCUGUAUCGCCUUCUGUCGAAAGACCUGACUUUAGAAACAUCACCUUUGAUGAGCUCGUUGAAGCUUAUUUGGAGCAAGUCAGAGGUUUGUUGGAUGGAGGAGCGGACAUCAUCUUGGUUGAGACGAUCUUCGACACUGCCAAUGCCAAGGCAGCACUGUUUGCCAUUGAUCUGCUGUUUGAGAAGGGUUAUGAAAGGAAACCUCUCUUUAUAUCAGGAACAAUUGUUGACAGGAGUGGGCGUACACUCUCAGGUCAGACAGGAGAAGCUUUUGUCGUGAGUGUGUCACAUGCAGAGCCAUUAUGUAUUGGCCUGAACUGUGCCUUAGGAGCAACAGAGAUGAGACCAUUCAUCGAGGCCAUAGGAAAGACUACCUCUGCUUUUAUCAUCUGUUACCCCAAUGCAGGUCUUCCCAAUACAUUUGGUGCUUAUGAUGAAACUCCAGCAGUCACAGCCUCCAACUUAAAGGAAUUUGCAACAGACGGGCUAGUGAAUAUUGUUGGAGGCUGUUGUGGCACCACUCCAGCACACAUAAGAGCCAUUUCAGAGGCGGUAAAACUCUGUCAACCUAGAGCUCCUGUUAAGGACAUUUUUCAAGACUACAUGCUGCUCUCAGGUUUGGAACCAUUCAAGAUAGGCCCUUACACCAACUUUGUUAAUAUUGGUGAACGCUGUAAUGUGUCUGGGUCACGCAAAUUCGCCAAGAUGAUUAUGGCUGGGAACUAUGAGGAUGCCUUAAGUGUUGCGAAGGCACAGGUGGAGAUGGGAGCCCAAGUCCUCGAUAUCAACAUGGAUGAGGGAAUGCUGGACGGUCCAUCAGCGAUGGCUCGAUUUUGUAAUUUUAUUGCUUCUGAGCCAGAUAUUGCCCGGGUUCCUCUGUGUAUUGACUCAUCCAACUUCACAGUGAUUGAAUCUGGACUGAAAUGCUGCCAGGGGAAGUGUAUAGUAAACAGCAUAAGUUUAAAGGAAGGUGAGCAGGAGUUCUUGCGGAGAGCUGCAACCGUCAAGCGUUAUGGUGCUGCUGUGGUCGUUAUGGCCUUUGAUGAAGAAGGCCAGGCCACAGAUACAGCUCGGAAGGUGGAGAUCUGCACCCGAGCUUAUAACUUGUUGGUUAAUAAAACUGGGUUUAAUCCCAACGACAUCAUCUUUGACCCUAAUAUCCUGACAAUUGGUACUGGCAUGGAGGAACACAAUGACUAUGCUGUCAAUUUCUUUUGGGCAACAAAAAUGAUUAAGGAGACAUUACCAAGAGCCAGAGUGAGUGGAGGUCUCUCCAACCUUUCUUUCUCGUUCAGAGGAAUGGAGGCCAUCCGAGAAGCUAUGCAUGGAGCAUUUCUCUAUCAUGCUAUUAAGGAUGGUAUGGAUAUGGGAAUCGUGAAUGCUGGGAAUCUGCCAGUGUACGACGAUAUUGAUAAAGAACUGUUGUCACUAUGUGAAAACCUGAUCUGGAACAAGGACGUUGAUGCUACAGAGAAACUUCUGGCAUAUGCACAAAACAACGUGAAGGGAGGUAAAAAAGUUAUUCAAACAGACAAGUGGAGAGAGGAAAGUGUGGAAGAGAGGUUGGCAUAUGCCCUCAUUAAGGGAAUAGAAACAUACGUGAUACAGGAUGUUGAAGAAUGUCGGGCACUUGCUGAUCGCUACACCCGCCCCCUUCACAUAAUUGAGGGUCCUUUGAUGAACGGCAUGAAGGUGGUUGGUGAUUUGUUUGGCGCUGGCAAGAUGUUCCUGCCACAGGUCAUUAAGUCAGCUCGUGUUAUGAAGAAGGCAGUGGGCCAUCUCAUUCCUUUCAUGGAGAAAGAGCGGAAGGAAAUGUUAUUGUCAUCUGGCUCAACUGAAGACAUAAAUCCCUAUCAAGGCACUGUCGUUCUAGCUACAGUGAAAGGUGAUGUCCACGAUAUUGGCAAGAACAUUGUAGGCGUCGUCCUGGGUUGCAACAACUUCCGGGUUGUUGACCUGGGUGUGAUGGUCCCUUGUGAUAAGAUUCUCAGAGAGGCAAUCCAAGAAAAAGCAGACAUUAUUGGUUUGUCCGGUCUGAUCACCCCUUCUCUGGAUGAGAUGAUCUACGUGGCCAAAGAGAUGGAGAGACUGGGCUUGGUUACACCGUUGCUCAUUGGAGGAGCCACGACAUCAAAAACUCACACAGCAGUUAAGAUUGCCCCACGCUACACCUCUCCUGUUAUCCAUGUUCUGGAUGCCUCUAGGAGUGUGGUGGUGUGCUCUCAGCUUCUAGAUCAUAAUGUAAAAGAGGACUACUUUGAAGACCUGAAAGAAGAGUAUGAGGAGAUAAGACAGGAGCAUUUUGACUCCUUGAAGGAGCGUCGUUAUCUGUCUCUGUCUCAGGCUAGAGAAAAAGCGCUACGUAUUGAUUGGCUAUCAACAACAAAGCCAAUGAUUCCCCAGUUCUUCGGCACCCGUGUUUUUGAUCAUUAUGACCUGACCAAACUGCUUGAAUUCAUUGAUUGGAAGCCUUUCUUCGAUGUCUGGCAGCUGAGAGGCAAAUACCCCAAUCGUGGCUAUCCUAAGAUCUUCAAUGACAAGACAGUUGGAUUGGAGGCACGAAAAGUUUUUGAUGAUGCCCAGAAGUUGCUUAACCGCAUGAUUGAUAACUCGAGUCUGACGGGUCGAGGAUUGGUGGGAUUCUGGCCGGCCCAAAGUGAUGGCGAUGACAUCCGUGUGUACAACGAGGGUGACACGGUUCCUAGAGAUACCGAGCCGAUCUCAAUUUUGCACGGUUUACGGCAGCAGGUGCAAAAGGACAGCACAAGUUCAGAACCCUACCUGUGCUUAGCUGACUUUGUGGCACCCAUAGACAGCGAUAUACCUGAUUACAUUGGAUUAUUUGCUGUUGGAGUGUUUGGUGCUGAGGAACUGAGUCAGCAGUUUCAGGCUGAAGGAGAUGACUACAGCAGUAUUAUGGUCAAAGCUCUGGCUGACCGACUGGCAGAGGCAUUUGCUGAGCAGCUCCAUGUUCACGUACGCAAAGAACUGUGGGGCUACUGUGCUGAUGAGUGUCUGCUGGCUUCAGACCUUCACAAGGUUCAUUAUCAGGGUAUCAGACCCGCCCCAGGAUACCCAAGCCAGCCGGAUCACACUGAAAAGAUUGUAAUGUGGAACCUCGCUGGUAUACAGGAGAAGACUGGUAUUGCUCUGACGGAGUCGCUGGCAAUGCGGCCCGCUGCCUCGGUCUCUGGACUUUAUUUCUCCAACCCUCAGGCUUCAUACUUUGCUGUUGGAAAGAUCACCAAGGAGCAGGUUGAGGAUUAUUCAAGAAGGAAAAAGAUGAGUCUUGAGGACACUGAGAAGUGGUUGGCUCCCAUCCUUGGUUACGACAGUGAAGUGUAG
This is a messenger RNA of Nerophis lumbriciformis (worm pipefish), 3810 nucleotides long. Lineage: Eukaryota; Metazoa; Chordata; Actinopteri; Syngnathiformes; Syngnathidae. The record is from RefSeq and is a predicted model, not a curated record.